This is a messenger RNA of Episyrphus balteatus (marmalade hoverfly), 3785 nucleotides long. It is a transcript of the gene Br140, whose product is annotated as bromodomain-containing protein homolog. Gene Ontology annotation, biological process: regulation of transcription by RNA polymerase II. The record is from RefSeq and is a predicted model, not a curated record. The transcript is spliced from 7 exons. NCBI's taxonomy places the organism in Eukaryota, Metazoa, Arthropoda, Insecta, Diptera, Syrphidae. Bases 256 to 3645 code for a protein of 1129 amino acids. Gene Ontology annotation, molecular function: protein binding. Gene Ontology annotation, cellular component: MOZ/MORF histone acetyltransferase complex.
CGAAAAAGCGACAAAACGAGCAACAGCUGUCAUAUUUGCGCCAUUUAUUUCCACUCGGAUUUUUCGUUUACAAAAAAAAAAAUUUAUCAAAAAACAAAAAAUCGUUAAAAAAAACUAAAAAAAUUAACAACUUCUUCGUGUCCAAUAAUAUUAAAUCAAUAAAUUAUAACUUAAACAACACUAAUAUUAUGCUAUAAAUAAAAAAAAUCACACCUACCCAUCGGAGACAACAACACAACAAAAAAAAAAAAAAAAAUGGGUUUAGAUUUUGAUGCACAAGAAUAUUGCAAGAAUAUCAAACAAACCCAACCGAAUCCGCCGUUUGCCUGUCCCGUCGACAAAUGCGACAAAUCCUACAAAUCUGUCGUCGGCUUGCAAUACCAUUUAAUAAAUUACGAUCAUGACAAUCCGCAACAGCCAACAACUCCGAUAGCAGCUCCCAAUAAGAAACGUGGCCGUAAUCGUGUCCAAGCUUCGCCACAAACUCCAAAGGACACUGCUAUCGCUCCAAAAGAAGGUGUAAUCUUUUUGGAAUCAGAGAAUUGCGUUCAAUACAAUAUCGAUGAUAAAAGUAUUAAAGUUUCCGUCGAUGAGCCAUUGCCGAUAAUUACAGAUGAAGAAUUUGAGAAUCUUAUGGCUACGGGUUGUAUUAUUGCGACUCCAGAUAUUGUUGAGCCGAUUGUCAAGCUUCCGGAUGCUACAUUUAAGAAAAUUGAAAAUUAUAGUAUUUCAGAUGCUCCGCCUCGAUCGAAUGCUUAUAUUCGUUUUAUUGAAAAGUCGGCUGAGGAGCUGGAUGGCGAGGUGGAGUAUGACGUGGACGAGGAGGAUACGACGUGGCUGGCGAUGAUCAAUGAAGAGCGAGAGGAGUCUAAUUUGAAUCCAGUGCAUAUUGAUACGCUGGAACUGUUGAUGGAUCGACUCGAAAAGGAGUCUUAUUUUCAGGCUGCAGCCAAUGGAACACCAGGCAUCGAAGUUGAUGACGAUGCAGUUUGUUGCAUUUGCAUGGAUGGCGAAUGUCAAAACACAAACGUGAUUCUUUUCUGCGACAUGUGUAAUCUAGCUGUCCAUCAGGACUGCUAUGGUGUCCCAUACAUUCCGGAGGGUCAAUGGUUGUGUCGGAGAUGUUUGCAAUCUCCCAGUACUCCAGUUCGAUGUGUCCUCUGUCCGAAUACAGGAGGAGCAUUUAAGCAGACAGAUUCGGGUAUGUGGGCGCAUGUAGUUUGUGCGCUAUGGAUACCAGAAGUUCGUUUUGCUAAUACAGUUUUCUUGGAACCCAUUGAUUCAAUUGAAACAAUUCCACAAGCUCGAUGGCGACUCACGUGCUAUGUUUGCAAAGAGAAAGGCAUUGGCGCUUGCAUCCAAUGCCAGCGAAAUAGUUGUUAUGCUGCAUUUCAUGUCACAUGUGCCCAGCAGGCUGGUCUCUAUAUGCACAUGGACACUGUUAAAGAUGGUAGUAAUGAGGCUGUUCCCGUUACGGUACAAAAAUAUGCCUAUUGUCAUGCUCAUACGCCACCCGAUGCCAAGUUGAAAGAAAACGAAGAAGAAGACACACGUCACAAGAUGAAAGAGGCUCGCAAGGUGCUGGCGAAAAAGCGCUCCUCUGCGCCGGUCGUUCUAAUUCCAACUAUUCCACCUGAUCGCAUUCAAGAGAUUUCCAGUCUAGUGACAAUGCAAAAGAAAUCACAGUUUAUUGAGAAGUUAAUUGCUUAUUGGACAUUAAAGAGACAGUAUAGAAAUGGAGUUCCUUUGUUGAGACGCCUUCAAAGCCAAGGGCAGAGUCAUAGUUUAGCAAGGAAUGGUAUUGAAGGUUCUCCAAAUACAGCCGAACUUUAUAAACAACUAAAAUACUGGCAGUGCCUUCGCCAAGAUCUCGAAAGAGCGCGUCUCCUUUGUGAAUUAGUACGCAAACGUGAAAAGCUAAAAGCUCAAUACGUCAAAAUCUGCGAACAAGUUGUUAUGCUGCAAAUUAAUCCUUUAGAAACUGCAAUGCGAAAGAUUCUCGAAACGCUUGAAUCAAAAGACACAUCUGAUAUCUUUAGAGAGCCAGUUGACACAGACGAAGUUCCAGAUUAUCUGGACAUUGUCCAAGAACCCAUGGAUUUGGGUACAAUGCGCCAAAAACUCUACAAUGGCCAAUACACAUCACUGGAUCAAAUGGAGAGUGAUUUUGAUUUGAUGGUCAAAAAUUGUCUGGCUUAUAAUAAUAAAGAUACAGUAUUUUAUCGAGCUGGAAUUCGAAUGAGAGAUCAAGGUGGCCCCUUGUUUCAAAGUACUCGAGAGGAAUUGCAGAGAGAAGGAAUUGUCGACACGAUUAAGAGUGACGAUUGUGUGGCCAUCGAGGUGGAAGAAGAAUUGAAAGUCCUACUCAAGGCGACUCCAACGGAAGAUGUCAUUCAGAAGAUGUUGAUACUGGCUGAUAAAUCACAGGUGCUCAAGAAUCCACAACAUAGAACAAAGAAAAUUAAGCAAAUUCGAGCGGAAAUUGUUCGGAUGAGAAAAGCGAUGGCUAAAGCUAAAGUGGCUUUGAGAAACUCCCUUGGAGCUAAUCAUACUCGAGAAGACUGCGAAGAAAUGAUGGAUGAAGAUGAGCCCGAACUUGAGGGUGCAAAAGGUCAAACGCCGCUUCAAACGCCGCCUAGCAGUCCUCUCAAAUCAGUCACGAAUAGUGCUUCACCUGCCGGAGUUAAUAGAAGAACUGCUGUCCUAUUUACACGGAAGGCUCAAGCUGCAAUGAAACGUCCAGAAAUCUCUUCCCUCAAAGAGGAAUCCAAUGACCUGCCGAUGAUGAUUGAUGGCAUCAAAUCGCCCAAACGAAGCAUAAAGAACAAACGCCUAUCCAACGAUCGCCUACGCAGUAUGUCGAUUAGUCCCGCCAAGAUUACUGCCCCCCGAGAUAACAUGCUGCUAGAAAACAUGCCGGACAGUUUUCGGGUCUACCGGGCGAAUGUGACUGGCGACAAUUCAGAGAGCGACGAAAGCGACCUAAGUGAUAUUUCUGGUAGUCCUUGCAGCAGCUGUUCGGGCUUUGGAAUCAGUGGAUCUGGCUCAGAAUAUGAUUCAUCAUCGGAGGAGGAUGAUGAAGAUGAGGAGAUGGCCAGCGUAAAUGAAUCGGAAUCAAAUUCCCACAGUCACACGAACCACCACCAUCACCUUCCACUAAAUGAUAGCCUGCCACCGUCCAAGAACUCCUCACUCCUGCGUAGAAUUCCCACUCCAGUUCCCCAGGCUCCCAUAGAGCCGGUUAAGCCUCCAUUGGAGCCUUUGCAACUAGUGUGGGCUAAAUGCCGUGGAUAUCCAUGGUAUCCAGCUCUGAUUCUUGAUCCAAAAACUCCCAAAGGCUUUGUGUAUAAUGGUGUUCCGCUGCCGGCUCCCCCCGCCGAGGUUCUAGCGUUGCGUAAAAACCACACCGAAGAGGUGUUUCUUGUUCUCUUUUUUGAUGCGAAGCGAACAUGGCAGUGGCUGCCGGAAGUGAAGCUAGAAAUCCUCGGCAUUGAUAAGCAACUCGAUCAAAAUAAAUUGGUCGAGUCGCGGAAACCGGCCGAAAGGAAAGCCGUCAAGAAGGCCUACCAAGAUGCACUGCACUACCAGAGUCAGGUGUCUGAUCUGGACGGUCAAGGACCCGAUCCAAUUAUUAAAAUAUUUUAAAUAAAUUAUAAAAAAUUAUUGUUUUAUUGUCUCUAUUUUUUUAUUUCUUUUCCGUUCUGUUAAUAGUAUUUAGAGAUUAAAAAACUUUAUUGAAAAUAAAAUAAAAACAAAAAAUAUUGUAAAAUUAAAAAAAUAAUAAA